AUGAGGGGGGGACAAACCGAGGCUCUUCCCGGGAAUAACGACCCCCCCAAAAGGCUCAUCCCUGACGGAUCAGGGGCUGCUGCUGAGAGAGAUUUUCUCCUUCAGCUCCUCAACAGCAAGGUGGUGAACGACCUGCUGCUGCUGGAGACGGUGCUGGACGCGCUGACGGGGCGGCAGAAGGACUCCUGCCUCCUGGUGCGGGUGCUGGCGCUGCGGGGGCUCGGGAACGUCGCCUCGGGAUCCCCGGAGAAGGUCAGGAAGCACGGCCCCACCCUCCUGGCCUCCAUGGUGGGGGGCAUGGACGACAAGGACGACCCCCACAACCUGGUGGCCCUGGAGGCCAUGUCCAGCCUGUCCAAGCUGCUGGAUCACCUGGAGCAGAGGGACAUCCAGUCCAUGCUGCUGCACGUGGCCAUCCGCAUCCGCCCCUUCUUCGACAGCGAGCAGCCCGAGCUGCGCCGCUCGUCCAUCGCGCUCUUCGGGAGCCUCUCGCGCUUCGGGGGCUCCGAGGGCGAAGCGUUCCUGGAGCAGGUGCUCAACGGGCUGGUCACGCUGCUGCUGCACCUGCAGGACCCCCAGCCCGACGUGGUCAAGGCCUGCAAGUUCGCCCUGCGGCUGUGCGGGCCCAGCAUGGGCUGCGAGGGGCUGCGGGACAUGUUCCUGAACCACCUGCACCACGACAGGGGGCUGCACUUCGGGGAGUUCAUCAACAACGUCUGCAAGCACCUGGGCCUUCCCCGCGGUGCCCCGCAGUGCAGAGGAGGCUACCCGAGGAUGCUGAACCGCCUCAUCUCCACCAACCUCUUCUACUUCAAGAGCCCCUGGGGGGACAUUCGGGCGGCCGCCCCCAUGUUCAUCGGCUUCCUGGUGCUGCACGUGGAGGAGGAGCACUGCCAGCAGGUGGACCUGGACCAGCUCAUUUCGGCCCUGAAGCUGCUGCUCAAGGACCCCGUUCCUGCCGUGAGAAUCAAGGUGGCCGAGACCCUGGGCAGGCUGGUGCGGAUCCUGUGAGCCCUGUGGAGCCCUGGAUCUGAUCCUGGGAGCCCUGGAGAGCCCCUGAGUCUGAUCCUGAGAGCCCCUGGAUCCGAUCCUGAGACCCCUGGAGAGCCCCUGCGUCCUGGGAGCCCUGGAGAGUCCUGGAUCCAACCCUGAGAGCCCCUGGAUCUGAUCCUGAGAGCCCUGGAGAGCCCUGGAUCCGAUCCUGAGAGCCCCUGGAUCCAAUCCUGAGAGCCCUGGGAGCCCUGGAUCCGAUCCUGAGAGCCCUGUGGAGCCCCUGGAUCCUGGGAGCCCUGGAGACUCCUGGAUCCAACCCUGAGAGCCCCUGGAGACUCCUGAAUCCAAUCCUGGGAGCCCUGGAGAGCCCUGGAUCCAACCCUGAGAGCCCCUGGAUCCAAUCCUGAGAGCCCUGGAGAGCCCUGGAUCCUGAGAGCCCUGGAGAGCUCCUGGAUCCAACCCUGAGAGCCCCUGGAUCUGAUCCUGAGAGCCCUGAGUCCGAUCCUGAGAGCCCUGGAUCUGAUCCUGAGACCCCUGGAGAGCCCUGGAUCCGAUCCUGAGACCUCUGGAGAGCCCUGGGUCUGAUCCUGACACCUCUGGAGAGCCCUGGGUCUGAUCCUGAGAGCCCUGGAUCUGAUCCUGACACCCCUGGGGAGUCUUGGAUCCAGUCCUGAGAGCCCCAUGAUCUGAUCCUGAGAGCCCUGGAUCCAAUCCUGAGAGCCCCUGGAGAGCCCUGGAUCCGAUCCUGAGAGCCCUGGAUCCGAUCCUGUGAGCCCUGCAGAGCCCCUGGAUCCUGGGAGCCCUGGGGAGCCCCUAGAUCCUGGGACCUCCUGAAUCCAAUCCUGUGAGCCUUGGAUGCAAUCCUGGGAGCCCUGGAGACCCCUGGAUCCCAUCCUGUGAGCCCUGGAUCUGAUCCUGUGAGCCCUGGAGACUCCUGGAUCUGAUCCUGGGACCUCCUGGGUCUGAUCCUGGGACCUCCUGGUCCAGAGACCCCCCAGAUCAGAUCCUGUGAGCCCUGGAGAUCCCCCAGGUCAGAUCCUGGAGACCCCCCAGGUCAGAUCCUGGAGACCCCCCAGGUCAGAUCCUGGAGACCCCCCAGGUCAGAUCCUGGAGACCCCCAGCCCUGGGGACCCCCCGGGUCAGAUCCUGUGAGCUCUGGGGACCCCCCCAGGUCAGAUCCUGGAGACCCCCAGCCCUGGAGACCCCCCAGGUCAGAUCCUGGAGACCCCCAGGUCAGAUCCAGUGAGCCCUGGAGACCCCCCCAGGUCAGAUCCUGGAGAUCCCCCAGCUCUGGGGACCCCCCAGGUCAGAUCCAGUGAGCCCUGGGGACCCCCCAGGUCGGAUCCUGAGAGACCCCCUGGGUCAGAUCCUGUGAGCCCUGGGGACCCCCCAGGUCGGAUCCUGAGAGACCCCCCAGCUUGGAUCCUGUGAGCCCUGGGGACCCCCCAGGUCAGAUCCAGUGAGCCCUGGGGACCCCCCAUCUCCAUCCACAGCAAUACUGGGGGGGUCCCUCCCCACCACAGGACCCCCCCCCGGGCCCUUCCACGUCUUCCUGCGCUCCCUGCCCGGCUCCCUCGGCCCCCUCGGGGUGGGGGGCACGGGGUGGGGGGCACACGAGGGGCACAGCCCCUGUUUGGGGUCUCUGGGAUGGGUGGGGAAGGGGCUGCACCUCGACCUGGAGCCCUGGGCUGGCCCCAUCCUGGAACCCCCCCUGAGCAGGAUGGAUCCUGACCCCCCCUCCCUGCUGCUUCCAGCACCCCCCAAUGCUGAACAGGGUCCUGCCCCCCCCGGGGGGGCUCUGGGAUGGGGGGGAAAGGGGGUCCAGCUUGCCCUGGAGCCCUGGGCUGGCCCCAUCCUGGGACCCCCCUG
Myiozetetes cayanensis is the source of this 2862-nucleotide messenger RNA. RefSeq names its product maestro heat-like repeat-containing protein family member 1. NCBI's taxonomy places the organism in Eukaryota, Metazoa, Chordata, Aves, Passeriformes, Tyrannidae. Gene Ontology annotation, molecular function: protein binding. Gene Ontology annotation, cellular component: cytoplasm. The record is from RefSeq and is a predicted model, not a curated record. The transcript has 9 exons. Bases 1 to 1011 code for a protein of 336 amino acids.